Salvia hispanica is the source of this 875-nucleotide messenger RNA. RefSeq lists its product as uncharacterized. The record is from RefSeq and is a predicted model, not a curated record. Lineage: Eukaryota; Viridiplantae; Streptophyta; Magnoliopsida; Lamiales; Lamiaceae.
GUUCUUAAUCCGUUUUCUUCUAAAAAAGAAAUUAUAUUUAAUCUGAAAUUCGCAAAUGCAAGCGGCAGCUGUAGUCCCAACGCCACCGGUGCCGCGGUCCACUUCCUCAGUGAUUCCGGCAACGACAGCGAAAUUCCUCUCCUUCAACUUCCCGACGACGCAAGCACUCAAGAAGCGGCAGCUGCACUUUACUCGUGUGAAUUACCGGCAGAUUCAAAUGGCUACAGCAUCACCGUCGCCACCGUCUGUUGGAACGGCGCCGAAAUGGGCUCAAAAGACCAUCACCAUCCCCGCCCAGAGGCGAGGCUGCCAUCUCAUCACCUCCAAGAUUUUGAAGGAGAUUGGGCAGGAUCUAUCAGGGUUUAAGUGUGGUCUUGCACAUUUUUUCCUGCAACACACAAGUGCUUCUUUAACUAUAAACGAGAACUAUGACUCGGAUGUUCGUGAUGACACAGAGACAUUUCUGAACAAAGUUGUUCCAGAAGGGAGGUCCGCACCAUGGAAGCAUACUUUGGAAGGUCCAGAUGACAUGCCGGCACACAUCAAGUCAUCUAUGUUUGGCUGCUCCCUCACGAUCCCUAUAUCAGAUGGACAACUGAAUAUGGGAACUUGGCAGGGUAUCUGGCUAUGUGAGCACCGCGAUGAAGCUACUCCUCGCAGAGUCGUGGUCACCCUCAACGGGAUUUAAUAUCUCAUUCACCGCUGCAACCUCCUUUUCCGUCUUCUUACUCCUCACGACUGCAGAAUAGCUCGUCUUUGCUGAAUAAUUGUGCUCUAAGUUUGAACUUGUUUGAGGUGCAUUUUAGUGUAAGAGAUCUUUAAUGGCAACCUUUCUCUCUUGACUAGUCAUAUAUAUAUAUGUACUCAUUCGGGCA